CUUUGGCGUUUCAUAUCAUUAUGAGUUUCAACAUUACGGCUUAAAUGCCCCUUUAAGUCAUCUUUAAGACCCACCAAACUAACAACAAUGUUCCCCCUCUUUCUAUUAGCAUAUGUAGUAGCCGUAAAAGUUUUUAAGAAAACUGCUCCAAAUGGGAAGUUAACUGUAUACUUGGGAAAAAGAGAUUUCGGAGACUAUGGCGACUUUGUCGAACCGGUUGAAGGAGUGGUAUUGGUCGACAACGAUUACCUGAAAGAUCGGAAAGUAUUUGGUCAAGUGGUCACAACAUUUAGAUACGGACGAGAGGAAGAUGAAGUGAUGGGUCUGCAAUUCAGCCGCCAACUUUACCUGGCUCUUGACCAGAUCCACCCAGCUGCACAGGAAAAUGAAAAAUCAGCUUUGCAGGACAAAUUGGUAAGGAAACUGGGAGACAAGGCCAUUCCAUUUACUUUUGAUUUGCCAGAGAAUGCACCACCGUCUGUAACCAUUCAACCAGGAUCUGAUGACCAAGGGGCACCUUUAGGUAUAGAUUAUGAGCUUAAAUUGUUUGUGGCUGAUAAUAAGGAAGAGAAGCCUCACAGAAGGAAUUCCGUGUCGAUGGCAAUAAGGAAAUUGCAAUAUUAUACUCCAGGUCCUUUGGCAAGACAGCCCAGUACAUCAGUUAGCAAAGGGUUUGUGUUGAGUCCAGGAAAACUUCAACUUGAGAUUACAUUGGACAAAGAAUAUUAUUUCCAAGGGGACAAAAUUGCAGUGCACAUGAUAGUCACAAAUCAUUCCAAGAAAACAAUAAGGAAUAUCAAAGUAAAUGUGAUUCAAAAUACCGAAGUAACUGUUGUGAAUGGACAUUAUCAUAAGGCAGUAGCAAGUAUUGAUUCAAAAGAAGGAUGCCCCAUAAUACCUGGAGCUACUCUAUCUAAAAUAUUUUAUCUCUUACCAUCUGCAGAGAAUAAUAAAAGCAAACGUGGAAUUGCCUUGGAUGGAAUGUUGAAAGAAGGGGAUACAAACCUCGCUUCCUCGACCCUCAAUAACAACGAUUCUCUUGGUAUUGUGAUUUCUUAUAUGGUUAGAGUACGACUUUACAUGGGUGCCAUAGGUGGUGAAUUAGUCGGAGACGUUCCUUUCAAGCUUACGAGUCCAACUCCAGAAAAGGAGAGAGAGGUUCGUAAUCUCCAGAAAAAAGUUCGUAAACAACUGUCUAGGGAGAUGAGUGCUGAUCUAGUAGUUGAAGAUUUUGCCAGAAGACGACAAUUUAGCGAAGACCAUGAAUAAAUGCUGAAUCUUUAAAAAAACAUCUGAACCAUAAAAUUAAAAAUUUCUUAAAAGCAAUAAUAAAGCAACUUUCAAUAGUU
Parasteatoda tepidariorum (common house spider) is the source of this 1349-nucleotide messenger RNA. Its product is annotated as arrestin, lateral eye. Lineage: Eukaryota; Metazoa; Arthropoda; Arachnida; Araneae; Theridiidae. Gene Ontology annotation, biological process: signal transduction; G protein-coupled receptor internalization. Gene Ontology annotation, cellular component: cytoplasm. The record is from RefSeq and is a predicted model, not a curated record. Gene Ontology annotation, molecular function: G protein-coupled receptor binding.